Coniophora puteana RWD-64-598 SS2 is the source of this 3156-nucleotide messenger RNA. Its product is annotated as Dna2-domain-containing protein. Gene Ontology annotation, cellular component: cytoplasm. The transcript has 8 exons. Bases 1 to 3156 code for a protein of 1051 amino acids. Gene Ontology annotation, biological process: replication fork reversal. The record is from RefSeq and is a predicted model, not a curated record. NCBI's taxonomy places the organism in Eukaryota, Fungi, Basidiomycota, Agaricomycetes, Boletales, Coniophoraceae. Gene Ontology annotation, molecular function: helicase activity; 5'-flap endonuclease activity.
AUGUUCUCUUUCGUCUCCUCGCACCCGCGUAUCGCAGGUGAUACCCUCAAUCUCGUCAAUGUGGGCGACGAAGACAUAUCCCCAACAGGAAAGCUUGCCAUAUCCUCCAAGUCGGACAUCAUCGUUAUCCAUCAUCCUGACCUCCUCCUCACGGCAACCUCCAUCUCUAACGCCCCCCAAUGUCGCCGAAAACCACUACUUUCCCAGCUCGUUCGGUCCAGCUCCGACAUCACACCUGCCCUUGUGUGGGGGAACAUGCUACACGAGGUUAUGCAGACGUGCAUGGCGGCCGGCCGGUGGGAUGAGGCGUUUAUGGAUGAGCAGAUCGACAGCGUCAUUCGCAAGAACCUUGCUGAGCUGGUCAAGAUCGGACUCAGCGUCGCUGAUGCGCGACGCGAGGUCAAGGCGCGGUCUAAGGGUCUCCACGUGUUCUCAGAGCGAUACAUCUCCUCCACUCCCAAGCCAGACGCCGUUCUGGCAGACACACGCGCGACGCCUCAGGAGAGCGCGUCGCUGGCCGUCUCGGAGCUGCACGAUGUCGAAGAAGACAUCUGGUCCCCGACGUACGGUCUCAAGGGCAAGCUCGAUGCGACCGUGCAGGCCGUCAUUGCCGAGAAGAAGGUCGCCCCGUCGUCUCAAUCCCGCUCCGCCACCUCCGCGGGGGCGUCUGCCUCUCAGACGACCACGACACACGUGAUGCCUUUCGAAAUCAAGACCGGGCGCGCGAACGCGGGGCUGGAGCACCGUGCGCAGACGAUGCUCUACACGCUCCUUGCGGCGGAGCGGUACGCGUCGGACGUGCCCGCUGGGCUGUUAUACUAUACCCAGGCAGAGGAGGUCGUACGCGUGCCGCGCAGCCGAAACGAGCUGAGGGGUCUAAUUGUGGCGCGGAACGAGCUAGCAGCGUGGAUGAUGAAGCGGAGCGGGGGCAAGGAAGUCAAGGAAGGCGAGAGGUUUUUGCCGGAAACGAUCGAUGAUAAGAGGGUGUGUGGGCGGUGUUAUGUGUUGGAUUCGUGUAUGCUUUAUCGCAGGGCGGUAGAGAAUGUGGAGGACGACGCGUCACCCAUCGCGGACAUGUACAAGCUCAAGACGGACCACCUUACGCAGGAUCAAGCGGACUUUUUCAGAAAAUGGGAGGCACUCAUCUCGCUCGAGGAACAAGAUCUUGUGCGUUUCCGAAAGGAGCUGUGGACAAUGAACGCGCGCGAGCGUGAGGAGAAGGGCCGCUGCUUCCACUCUAUGGUCGUCGACCACUCAUAUCGCCCCGCUGUCGAGGUUGACGCGGAGCCAGAUGCACCUUCGUCGGGUCACAAGAUACAUCGUUUCACGUAUCGCUUCGUCCGCUCUCCGAGUGCCGCUGCCAAUGCAGAGACGAAGGAGAGAAGCCUCUUGAACGGACACAUGGCUGUCGGCGACGCGACCACCGUGUCCAUCGAGCCGCACCUUCUCGCGCUCGCUCGAGGGUUCAUACUCUCGCUCAGCCCACACGACGUCGUCCUCGGCGUCGACCACGAGCUCUCCCCGGAGAAACUCCAUCUCCGACACGCUGGUGAGGUAGCUGCCGGCAGCGCAAAGCCCGACGCCGACGCGCCACUUGUCUUCCGCAUCGACAAAGACGAGAUGUUCGGCGGCAUGGGACGCAUCCGCGAUAACCUCUCUCGCCUGUUCUACGCUUCGGGUGCGGGUAACGACGAGCGUCGACUCAGACUGGUGGUUGACCUCGCGCGCCCGACGUUCCAGGAUAAGGCGGACGUACGCAAGCUGCUGCAGGACGACGCGACGUGCGCGCGUGUCAUGGGUGGGCUCAAUGCGAGUCAGAUGGGUGCGAUGACGCGCGUGCUGAGUGCGGACGACUACGCGCUGAUUCUGGGUAUGCCCGGGACGGGCAAGACGACGGUGAUUGCCGCGCUCAUUAGGGUGCUGGUCGCGGCGGGGAAGACGGUGCUGCUGACGUCGUAUACCCAUUCGGCGGUGGAUACGAUUUUGAGGAAGUUGAGGGAUGCAGAGUUUGGGAUACUGAGGUUGGGGAACGUUGAUAAGGUUCACCCAGAUAUCCGACACUUUACGCUUGCGGAUAGACGGAUACCGACGACGAUCGAGCAGCUCGAGCACCAGAUCAUGAGCCCACCAGUGGUAGCAACAACGUGCUUGACUAUUGAUCAUUCGUCCUCGUCGAAAGGCGGCCUCGAGACUUCGCUCUUCCGCCGGCUUUCGGACGCUCAUCCGCAUGCUGUCGUGGACCUCACGCACCAGUACCGUAUGAACGAGGACAUCAUGUUGCUCUCGAAUACGCUCAUCUACUCGAACCGCCUGAAAUGCGGCUCUGAGGAAGUGGCGAAGCGCAGCCUUGUAUUGCCGGAUCGCUCGUUCCUGGAGCACGAGUUGCACGGUGUUGGGUCCUCAUGUCAAACAGAGAGCUGCUGGAUCGAGCACCUCUUGACGGAAAGCUGCAAAGCUGUCUUUGUCGACACCGACGCAAUCCCAGCGCUGGACUCGCGCGUAGGCGAUCUAGUACAGAACGACAUCGAAGCCUCGCUCGUCUUCCAGCUCACUGAAGCGCUCCUCAAGAGUGGCAUACGCGAACAGCAAAUCGGCGUCAUGACGUUGUAUCGCCAGCAGAUCAAGCUGCUCUCAUACCUCCUCCAUGACCACCCUGCGAUCGACGUCCUCACGGCGGACAAGAGUCAGGGAAGAGACAAGGACUGCAUCAUCAUCUCGAUGGUGCGGUCGAACGGGGCUGGUCAUAUCGGCGACCUGCUCAAAGAUUGGCGCCGCCUUAACGUCUCCUUCACCCGCGCCCAGUCCAAACUCGUCAUUAUCGGCUCGCGCAAGACCCUCGCUGGCACGCCGCUUCUGCAAGAGUUCUUCGUGCUCAUGGAGUCACAGAAGUGGAUACACGCACUCCAGCCCGGCGCGCACGAGGUGCACCCGCAACUCGCGCCGACACGCACGUCGUUCCCGCGCAGCCCCGGCAAACGGCCAGCCCCGGCCGCGUCGUCUUCCUCUUCCUCGGAUGCGCCCAACGACACUUCGGAACGCGAGAACGUGGACGCCAGUCCGAGUCCGAAGCGGUCAAGAGCCAAGAUUACUUAUGCUAGCGAGGGCGUGCUCAAGGGGAGGCCGAUUCUCAAGGACCUCGUCAAUGGGGAAAAGUGA